Molecule: messenger RNA, 3078 nt
Organism: Leptosia nina
Lineage: Eukaryota; Metazoa; Arthropoda; Insecta; Lepidoptera; Pieridae
Source: the annotation of a GenBank genome assembly
AUGCAAUGGAGCAAGUCAUAUGGCCUGCAUCUAAAUCCAACAAAAACGCAAGUUCUUAUAUUUGGCACAUCGAGUAUGCUAUCGCGGAUUGAUUGGACAAACUUGCAGUCAGUAUGCGUUGAUGGAGUUCCUCUCACAUACAGUAGUUGUGCGAAAAACCUAGGUAUCUAUAUAGACCAGACAUUGUCUUGGACAAAACAGAUUGAGGAAGUACGUAAGAAAGUGUUUGCUGCUGGUUCAUCUCUUCGCAGACUUUCCAAUUUCCUACCAGUACCAACGAAGCAAGUGCUAGCGCAGUCACUUCUUAUAUCAAUCCUAGAUUAUGCAGAUAUAUGUUACCUUGACAUCACUGAAGAACAACUAAAUAAAUUGGAACGCAUGCAAAAUUAUGCUAUUCGUUUUAUCUUUGGACUGAGAAAAUAUGAUCAUGUCUCUGAAUACCGUAAAAAACUCAAUUGGUUGACAAUACGAAAGAGGCGUGAUAUGCACGUUCUCUGUCUACUCUACCGAAUCCUUUUUGAUCACACCACUCCUUCUUACCUUAAAAAACGAUUUAUCUUCCUAGGUGCUUCUCACGAACUUGAUUUGAGAUCAAUUGAUAAUCUUCUUCUCUUUAUGCCUCUGCAUACUACGAAAACACCUCGUCUAGACCGGAAUGAACAAUUCGGUAAGUCUCUCUUUUAUAAUCCACUCCAUGACUUUGGGGGACCUAAGAACUUCGGUCCCAGGAAUAACAUGGGCAAUAAGAAUUUUAGACCCAGAAAUGAUUUCAAUGGAGUAAGACCAGAUUUCAAUGGUCACAGAAAUGAUAAUGACUUUGGUGGACCUAAAGAAUACAGACCAAGAAAUAAUUAUAACAACCAGAAUAUGCAAAAGAAAAAUGACUAUGAUGGAGAAAAUGCAUCAGGCAGUAAUAUGCAGUUCUAUAAUUCUAAAAAUGAUUUUGGGGGACCAAAACAAAAUUAUCAAAAGAACAACUUUGGACCCAAAAAUUACAACAACCCCAAUGGAUCACCAACUAGUAACCAGCAGCAGCAGUUUGUGCAAAAGAAGAUGUAUAAUAACUCUAACAAUGGCCAACCACAGGACUUUAAUGAUCGCAAAUUACAAAGCCGAAAAGCUAAACAUCCUGGUGAUGGCUUAGUAAAACCAGUGUGGGAUAUGGGCCAAUUGGAAACUAUUCAAAAGAAUUUCUACAAGCCACAUGCUAAUGUCGAGGGACGUACUGAUGAUGAAGUUCAGAUAUUCAGAGCUGCUAAAGAGAUUACAGUAAGCGGCAAUAAUAUACCUAGACCUAACCAAAAGUUUGAUGAAGGCAAUUUUCCUGAUCAUAUUCUUAACACUAUCAAGGAACAAGGUUAUGAAGAGCCUACAGGCAUUCAGGCUCAGGGAUGGCCCAUAGCUUUAUCUGGUCGUGAUAUGGUAGGAAUUGCAUCCACUGGGUCUGGAAAAACCCUAGCUUAUAUGCUUCCUGCAGCUGUUCAUAUUUUACAUCAGCAACGAAUUCAACGCGGCGAUGGCCCCAUUGCACUCAUUUUAGCUCCUACCAGGGAAUUGGCUCAACAAAUACAAUCAGUUGCCCAAGCGUACAGUGCUCGUGGGUGUAUUAGGAACACAUGCCUUUUCGGUGGAUCACCAAAAGGCCCACAGGCCAGAGACCUUGAACGUGGAGUUGAAAUUGUCAUAGCCACACCAGGUCGUCUAAUUGAUUUCUUAGAACGUGGCACCACUAAUUUACAUCGCUGCACUUACCUAGUAUUAGAUGAAGCGGAUAGAAUGUUGGAUAUGGGUUUUGAGCCUCAAAUCAGAAAGAUUAUAGAACAGAUCCGCCCCGACAGACAAGUAUUAAUGUGGUCGGCUACAUGGCCUAAAGAAAUUCAAGCUCUGGCUGAAGAUUUCUUAACUGAUUAUAUUAAAGUUAAUAUUGGCUCCCUUAAUCUGUCCGCUAAUAACAACAUCAAACAAAUUGUAGAAAUCUGUGAGGAACAUGAAAAAGAAGUUAAACUAAGCAAUUUAUUGAAAGAAAUUGCAUCUGAGAAAGACAACAAAGUUAUUGUUUUUGUUGAAACUAAAAAGAAAGUUGACGACAUAGCACGAGCGGUUCGUCGUAAUGGCCACAAAGCUUUAGCUAUUCACGGUGAUAAGUCCCAACCAGAGCGUGACGCCGUGCUUACAGAGUUCCGUAACGGAGCUACAACCAUACUUAUUGCUACAGACGUGGCUGCACGCGGCUUAGAUGUAGAAGACGUUAAAUUUGUCGUCAACUUUGACUACCCUAAUUCUUCUGAAGACUAUAUUCAUAGGAUUGGACGCACGGGACGUUGCCAGCAAUCUGGUACAGCUUACACCUACUUCACAAAUGGCGAUGCUCGUCAAGCGCGUGCCCUGGUGGGUGUUUUACGCGAAACUGGACAGAACCCUCCAGCUAAAUUGAGUGAUAUGGCGAGAAACAACAACAAUAACUCAGGCCGUAACCGAUGGCAACAACGGAAGGAAAACAACAGCGGUUCCAGUUCACCCCGCCAAAAGAACAACCAAUGGAACAACAAAAUGGCUAGUGGUGGUAGUGAUGAUGGUCAAAAUUCAUUCCAAAGCCAGAACUUUACUCAACAACCACCCCGUUUCUCAAACCAGAAUCAAAAUAACCAGGGCUACAGACAAAACAAUUAUCAAAAAACUUUACCCUUCCCAAGUCCCAAUGUUUUUGAUUCUAUGGGUACAUACCAAGGAGGAUACAACAAUGGUUAUCAAAACGCAUACAAUAACCAGAAUGGGUAUGGUCAACGGCCGUACAACAACGCGCGCAAUAACGGACAGCAGUACCGCAACAACAAUGGCAGCGGCAACAAGUCUAACGGAUCAGGGUCGUCAUUUGGCUCUCCUCCACCUCACUUUGCACCAGCUCAUUACCCACAAAUGCAUCCUCAUCACCAAGAUAUGCUAGGUGGCAAGUUCUACAGCGGAGGAGUUGGAGGUGGCGGACCUUGCGGUUAUCAGGCAGCGGUGGGCGCGGGUGUACCCUACCCCCACCUUCCACCCGGUUCCCUGCUUUACGCAGCAGCCCCUGUGCAACAGUAA